AUGGCAGUUUUAUUCGUCUUUCUUUUAUUCUUAUGCCAGCGUUCCCAGGCUUCUUCAGAGAACAUCCAACCCAUCUAUGUGGCCUUAGGGGAGACGAUGGAGCUUCCAUGUCCCUCACCACUUACCCUGUAUGGGGACGAAUAUCUGUCCUGGUUCCGAAGCUCUGCAACAGGUUCCUCUACUUCCCUGGUGACCCAAGUCCAAAUGGCCAGACCAAUCCCAGACCCCUGGAAACUCGGAAGGGAAUCCAGGCCAAGACUACUGGGAAACUACUCUCUAUGGUUGGAAGGGACCAAGGAGGGGGAUGCUGGACGCUACUGGUGUGCUGUGCUGGGCCAGCACCACAGGUACCAGAACUGGAGGGUGUAUGACGUCUUUGUGCUCAGCGGUUCCCAGUUAUCUGCAACGGAUGCACAUGGAUCUCCCUGCUCUGUCCUCCUGUGCUCUGUGAUUCCUCCCAGACACCUGGACUCUGUGACUUGGCUGGAGGGAAAGGGGCAGGUGAAGGGCCGUGUACAGUCCUUCUGGGGAGAAAGGGGAGCCCUGCUCUUAGUGUGUCCUGGGGAGGGGCUUCCUGAGUCCAGAGGCCGCAGACCAAGAAUCAUCCGAUGCUUUGUGUCUCAGAACAAAGGAAUCAGUUUCAGCCUGACAGCCCCUGUGGAUGCCUCUCCUGUCAUCUGUGCCCCUUCCACAGUCUGGGGUAUGCCCUGGAUCCUUACACUGCUGCUCGUGGCAGGCCAGGCUGUCACCAUCCUGACUCUCAGCAUCAUGCUUUGGAGGCGCAGGGUGCAGGGGACUCAGUGCACAGAUACCUCAACUCAUCAGUUCAAACCAGAAAUCCAAGUCUACGAGAACAUCCAUUUGGCUCAUCUACGCCCACCUGCCCCCAAGACCAGGUAG
Messenger RNA from Elephantulus edwardii (Cape elephant shrew), 900 nucleotides. It is a transcript of the gene LY6G6F, whose product is annotated as lymphocyte antigen 6 complex, locus G6F. NCBI's taxonomy places the organism in Eukaryota, Metazoa, Chordata, Mammalia, Macroscelidea, Macroscelididae. The transcript has 6 exons. The record is from RefSeq and is a predicted model, not a curated record. Bases 1 to 900 code for a protein of 299 amino acids.